This is a messenger RNA of Panicum virgatum (switchgrass), 1451 nucleotides long. Its product is annotated as acetylserotonin O-methyltransferase 1-like. NCBI's taxonomy places the organism in Eukaryota, Viridiplantae, Streptophyta, Magnoliopsida, Poales, Poaceae. The coding region runs from base 44 to 1171 and encodes 375 amino acids. Gene Ontology annotation, biological process: methylation. The record is from RefSeq and is a predicted model, not a curated record. The transcript has 2 exons. Gene Ontology annotation, molecular function: S-adenosylmethionine-dependent methyltransferase activity; protein dimerization activity; O-methyltransferase activity.
AGCAUCCCUUGCCAUUCAUUCAAAACAAAUAACACACACCAGCAUGUCGGCUGUCCAAGAAACCACGUCGCCUGUCGUCCACGAAGAGCCGAACACGCACGACCUGCACCAAGGUUACGUGGAGAUGUACCACCACGGCCUCGUCCACGUCAAGUCCACCGCGCUCCUGUGCGCGGUUGGCCUAGGCAUCCCUGGCGCCAUCCACCGCCGCGGCGGCGCCGCGACGCUCCCGCACAUCGCCACCGACACCGGCGUCCACCCGGCCAAGCGCUCGUACCUCCGCCGCCUGAUGCGCGUGCUCACGUUCUCCGGCGUCUUCAACUCCCAUCAGCCUGACGAAGGCAAUGAGACCCUCUACACGCUCACGAACGUGUCCCGCAUUCUCGUCAGCGACGACACGGCUGCCUCCACUCCGCCGUGCGACGUCUCGGCGAUGCUACGCCUCUUGGCGCGCCCCAGCACGUCGAUCUCCACGUUCUUCAGCCUGGAGGAGUGGUUCAGAGACGCCGGCACCGCGACGCUCUUCGAGACGGCACUCGGUGUGCCUACGUGGGGCCUGACGAAGAACGACGCCUCGUACAACAGGGCGCUCAACGACGCCUGCUUUGCGGACAGCAGCUUCUCCAUGGGUAUCGUGCUGAAAGACGCCAAGAGCGCGAACAUCUUCCGCGGGCUCGGCUCGCUGGUCGAUGUUGGCGGCGGCCAUGGCGCUGCCGCGAUGGCCAUUGCCAAGGCAUUUCCGCACGUCAAGUGCAGUGUGCUAGACCUCGACCAGGUGAUCAGCAAGGCGCCUGAUCUAGAUGGCACGGUGAAGUUCAUCGCCGGUGACAUGUUUGAGUUCAUUCCACCAGCAGAUGCUGUUUUCCUAAAGUAUGUUUUGGAUUGCUGGGAUGAUGACCAUUGUGUUAAGAUACUACGACAGUGCAAGAGAGCAAUCCCAGCCAGAGAUGACGGAGGAAAAGUGAUAAUUAUGAACGUCGUGGUCGGAUACGGGGCGCAGGACAAUAUAGUCAAAGAGACGCAUGUGCUCUUUGAUAUGUACAUGAUGCGAUAUAGUGGUGCUGAGCGAGAGGAGCAUGAAUGGAAAAAGAUCUUCUUAGAAGCUGGGUUUAGUGACUACAGGAUUACGCCGAUAUUGGGUUUUCAAUCCAUCAUUGAGGUUUUUCCGUGAAGAACGAAGCAAGGCCGGUGGAGGAACUAUCUAUAUGAUUAAAAUAAUAAGACACAGAUAAUGAAUAAUCUAUCGUACUGCAUUGGUGACGAGAUAUCAUGGAAGAAGAAAUGUUUAUUCCACAAGGCGCCACUUAUAUAUAGUUGCCUUUUUAGUUAUGAAAAAAAAACCCAAAGUACUUUAGCUCACUUCCAUUAUUUACUACUGUAUAAGUUACAAAUGUAUUAAUUGUACUCGAACCAUCAAUAUCAUAAAUAAGAUCGAGAUAUCCUUGCCUCAA